This is a messenger RNA of Dicentrarchus labrax (European seabass), 2119 nucleotides long. RefSeq names its product ribosome production factor 1 homolog (gene rpf1). The transcript is spliced from 9 exons. NCBI's taxonomy places the organism in Eukaryota, Metazoa, Chordata, Actinopteri, Moronidae. The record is from RefSeq and is a predicted model, not a curated record. Gene Ontology annotation, molecular function: rRNA primary transcript binding. The coding region runs from base 96 to 1160 and encodes 354 amino acids. Gene Ontology annotation, cellular component: preribosome, large subunit precursor; nucleolus. Gene Ontology annotation, biological process: maturation of 5.8S rRNA; maturation of LSU-rRNA.
ACUCUGUCACUUCCGCUUGUGAACACACGAAAACGCAGCGAGCUCAACACGCACGUGAGCGCAGAAUCAGCCAAAACACACCGCUGUCAUACAAAAUGGACAUCACAGAGGUCCCCGUGAGUCAGGACAACAAAGGUAAGAAAAAGAAGAACAAGAAACCGAAAAAGAAGAGUCCGGAGGGGAAUGCGGAAAGCAGCGGGGUUGAGAAAGAGGAGGAGAAGAUGGAGAAGAGCGAGCCAGGAGCAGCUGCCUUUCCCCCCACCUUCAGUGUGUCCGAAAUCAAGAACAAACAGCGGAGACACCUCAUGUUCAUGAAAUUCAAGCAGGAGAAAAGAAAGCAAAAGAUGCAGCUUAAAAAAAAGAAGAAAAAAGAAAGGGAAGCUUUAGGUGACAAGGCACCACCAAAAGAGGUCCCAAAGACGAUAGAAAACCAGAGGGUGUUCGACGAGACAAUGGUUGACCCAGAAGAUGAAGAGGUUGCAUUUGACGAGGCAACCGAUGAGUUUUCCGCCUACUUCAACGGGCUGACAAACCCCAAAGUGCUCAUCACAACCUCAGACAGACCAAGAGGGAGGACUGUGAGGUUUUGUGAGCAGCUGGCCACAGUAAUCCCAAACGCCCACGUGUACUACAGAAGAGGUUUGGCCCUGAAGAGGGUCAUUCCUCAGUGCGUCGCCAGGAACUUCACCUACCUCAUGGUCAUCAACGAGGAUCGCAAAAUGCCAAAUGGUAUGGUUCUCUGUCAUCUACCUGACGGGCCGACUGCACACUUCAAGAUCAGCAGUGUUCGACUACGUAAGGAGAUGAAGAGACGAGGCAAAGAUCCAACUGAACACUCUCCAGAGGUGAUCCUCAACAACUUCAGCACACGUCUGGGCCACAGCAUCGGCCGGCUGUUCGCCGCUCUCUUCCCGCAAGACCCCCAGUUUGUGGGUCGACAGGUUGCGACCUUCCACAACCAGAGAGACUUCAUCUUUUUCAGAUUCCACAGAUACAUCUUCAAGAAUGAGAAGAAAGUUGGGAUUCAAGAGCUGGGACCUCGCUUCACCCUCAAACUCCGCUCCCUACAGAAAGGCACCUUUGAUUCAAAGUUUGGGGAGUACGAGUGGGUCCUGAAGCGCCACGAGAUGGAUGCCUGCAGGCGGAAGUUCCAGCUUUGAACGCAGAAUAACAACCAACCUUUGUGGUCAAGACAAGGACCACGUUGUCUAUUGUCCGAGAUAUUACUGCUGUUUGUGGCUCUGCACAAACAGACUUUUAUUGUGGAUAUCCAGAUUCUUAGUGGACGACCAGUGGCAACACUUGUCCUUUCAACACCGAUGACGGGAUUUUAUGAGAUAACACUGCUGUGGAUCGGACACACUCACCCUGAAAAUGACUUCUGUUUUCUGGAGAACAAGUGUGGAACAGGAACCUGUAGCUCAUGGCAAGGACUUUUACCCCCUCUGUUAGUUGGAAGACAUGCAGGCCCUCCACAUGAAUCCCGAUAACCUAAAAAAAUUCUGACCUGCAAGUGUAUGUGAAAGUUGUAAUGGCAGAUGUUCAGUUCCUCUCAAAUUUAAAGUCAUUGUGAGCCUGCCCUGGUCACAGUCAUGCAUGCAGACAUACAGCUGUAUAAUCCUGGUCUGUGCACAUUAUAUAAGGCAAAAAGUGGCCAGUGUCUGGAAAUGGGUAGAUGCUUAUAUCUGCAUAUCUGCAGCUGCUUUUGUAUGCGACAGGACUUUAAAAAUAAUUAUGGAUGACACAUUGAACACCUUCCAGAUUUCCAAAUGUGUAUAUAUAUAUAUAUAUAUAUAUAUAUAUAUAUACUCCUUUUUAAUAAAACAUGUUGCUGCACGAUCAAAAUGUGGAAAUACCAUUUAUUUAUUCUCAAAAUCAGGAAUGAAAAAUUUACAAUUCAAAAGGCACGUGUGUGUGUGUGUGUGUGUGUGUGUGUGUGUGUGUGUGUGUGUGUGUGUGUGUGUGUGUGUGUGUGUGUGUGUGUGUGUGUGUGUGUGUGUGUGUGUGUGUGUGUGGUACUUCUAAGCAAGAAGGUUAAGAAAUUUAUCGUUCUACAUGAGCACCUGGAAAUGUUUGUGUGAAUUUUUACAAAGGCAAAAGUUUAAAAAAAAAAAAACAA